CCAUAUCUAUUCUCCAGAGAGAGAGAGAGAGAGAGACAGAGGUCGGGUUACAGGGCAGCCUCAGAGCAUCACCCACACUCUUUAACCAGAGAACCCAAAAUAGCAGGACCAUGUUGAGCCUCUCAAUUGCUACACCACUUCCCAAACCUUCCCUUCCACUUCCUAAAUCCGGGUUCGCCGGCAUCCAACUCAACCAGACAUGCCUUCUCCCGACACUUCGAGCUCGCCACCGGACGACGUACAGGUCUGCCGGAGCUCCGGCGUCGUCGGUGGUGAUGAUGGCGAAGAAGGACGAGGAAUUGAAGGAAAUCAGAGGCUUGACCACCGACGAGAUCAACGAGCAGGUUGUUGACCUUAAAGGCGAGCUCUUCAUGCUUCGCCUGCAAAAGUCCGUCAGGAAUGAGUUCAAGUCCAGCGAGUUCCGCCGCAUGCGCAAGAAGAUUGCACGCAUGCUAACUGUUAAGCGCGAGAGAGAGGUUGAAGAGGGUAUCAACAAGAGGUUAUCAAGAAAGCUCGACCGGCAAUGGAAGAAAAGCAUUGUUGUCCGACCACCUCCGUCUUUGAUCAAGUUGCGAGAGGAAGAGGCGGCCGAAGAAGCCGAGAAAUCUGCUUGAGACAUUCAGACAUAGCUCUGGACAACUUUCUUUUCUACCUGAAUGUUUCAGAUAAUGUUGUAUAAUGUCGUGCUCUUGGUUCUGUUUCCUUUUCAAGGUCAUCUCUGUAUUAUGGUUAGAAUUAUUGUAAGGUUCCCUGAAUACUGAUUGAAAAGAAGUGUUAUUCGGAAAUUUAUAUUUGACGUUUGUCCAUUUCCUUCAACAACUACGAGGAACCAGAAGGCUGAAAGCCUCAAAUAAACCAAACCCUGCUGAUGAAAAAGGACAGUUUUAGCUUCAACUUGACUUUCCCAUAUUCUUGGGUUGGCCUUAGGUGGCCUUACUCAAAAGCUUCAGUCUUUUGCUUGCUAAUGGAUUGCUGGUUUAGUUUCUUCUCAUCCCUAUAAAUUUAACUUUAGAGU
Molecule: messenger RNA, 1015 nt
Organism: Linum trigynum
Lineage: Eukaryota; Viridiplantae; Streptophyta; Magnoliopsida; Malpighiales; Linaceae
Source: the annotation of a GenBank genome assembly